AUGGUAGGCAAUGGUGGUGGUGACAGCGGUGGUGAUUGGUUGAUUACAGUGGUGGGGAGUGUUGCUAGACCAAGUUUUAAUAGAUUUUUCAUCCAAGACUGCAGAACUGAAGUUGCUGCAAACAAAAUCUUUUCAGAUCACAAGGAUGACGAUGAAGCAUGGAAUGAGAAAGAUUCGAAUGAAGAUGAUGAGCUGAGUAGUCUUGAUGAAAAUGAUGUGUGCUAUAAGAAAGGUAGAUUUCAGUACCUGGGUAAGAGUGGGCAUAACUUGAAAUCUGCCAGAGAGGCUAAAUCACUCUCACUACACACUCAGCAAAAGAGAAGUAGAACCUUUUUUGAAGAAGAGAACGAAGAAUCAUCUGCAGAGUACUCGAAAAAUGAUAGCGAUGAGGAUUUCAUAAGUAAAAGAGGGAAUGAUGCACCGGUUCACAUAAAGAAUGCUAAUUGGUCUGCUCCUGUUAAUCUUUCUGUGCUACGUAAGCGGGUCGGGUCCGUUUAUUCCAUGCAUUAUGAUCAAGCUGCAGCAUUUGUGCGUAGGGAUCUUGACAUGGGCAAAUUUGAAGCCUGGAAAAGAAGAAAACCAGCUGAAGCUGAUGCCUCUCAUGUUCAGUAUCCAUAUCAAAGAAUUUCAAGUAAUGGCACAGGAAUACCUGAUCUGAAUUCUUCUGGGAUUCUUGGACCACCACCAUCUGACAGUAGACGCAUAAGUAACGACAGGCUUUAUAAGAUAGAGAAUCCCAGAGGUUAUUAUUCUGUGGCUUUGGCUGCUCUGGGGAUUGUUAUUCUCUUAAAGUUUUUUGCCCAUGAGAAUACAAGCUUUGUAGAAUCCUUUUACAAAGUUCAGUCAAGACAAAGUCUUUUAGUUUCUGCAUCGCGACAAGCCGACAACCAGCGGAUGCAUCGAUAUUCUGAAGAUCCUUCAAUGUUGGGAGGUGACAUAAAGAGAAGAGCUUUCGGGGAAGUCGCUGUUUCUUCUGAUUCCACAAAGGGAUUUUGCUGCAUUAGGAUUUUGAAUAGAAGGAACCAUCUAUUUGUUCCAGGACCCGUCAAUAUCCCGGAUCAAGUCAUUCGUGCAAUGAACCGAAAUAAUGAGGAUUACCGUUCUCCGGCUGUUCCCGCACUUACAAAAACCCUUCUUGAGGAUGUGAAGAAGAUUUUUAAGACUGCUUCCGGAACUCCUUUUCUCAUUCCUACCACAGAUCAACAGCAGCGCCUUAACUUCAAUGUUGACGUCAUUGAAAGUGAAUGGGGUCAAGGUGCGAAUCUUGAUGUUUUGGCAUCGAAAAUUGCUGCAGAUAAAGCUCAUACAAUUAAGUCCAUUUGCAUCGUGCACAAUGAGACGGCAACUGGGGUAACCAAUGACUUGGCUGCCGUAAGAAAGAUAUUAGAUCACCAUCAGCAUCCGGCGCUCUUUCUUGUUGAUGGUGUUUCAUCCAUCUGUGCACUUGAUUUCCGCAUGGAUGAAUGGGGAAUAGACGUGGCUCUCACCGGUUCGCAGAAAGCUCUUUCUCUUCCUACAGGGAUGGGAAUUUUCUAUAAGUUGGGAACAUAUUGGCCAUACACCCCUUCCAUCCAACUUCUAUAUGGCCUAAGAGCAGGUUUGGACCUCAUUUUUGAGGAAGGACUCGACAAUGUAAUUGCAAGGCAUGGUCGCCUUGCCAAAGCAACAAGGCUGGCAGUGGAUGCAUGGGGCUUGAAGAACUGCACCCAAAAGGAGGAAUGGUUCAGUGACACAGUAACUGCUGUGGUCGUUCCACCGUAUAUUGACAGCUCGGAAAUUGUUAGAAGAGCGUGGAAACGAUACAAUUUAGGCUUAGGUUUGGGCCUCAACAAGGUUGCUGGAAAGGUUUUUAGAAUUGGACAUCUUGGAAACCUUAAUGAGUUGCAACUGUUGGGGUGUCUUGCUGGAGUGGAAAUGGUGCUCAAGGAUGUGGGGUACCCAGUGAAACUUGGUAGUGGAGUUGCAGCUGCUUCUGCCUAUUUACAGAACACCAUUCCCUUGAUUCCUUCAAGGAUUUGA
This is a messenger RNA of Fraxinus pennsylvanica, 2019 nucleotides long. Lineage: Eukaryota; Viridiplantae; Streptophyta; Magnoliopsida; Lamiales; Oleaceae. The record is from the annotation of a GenBank genome assembly.